AUGCAGAAGGUUUGUGCAGAGGAGGAUAAGGGGAUGAAGGUGGUUAAAGCUGAAGAUUCAUAUGAAGUACAAUUAAAAAUAAAGUGGGAAAGAUACAGACCUAAUAGGGACAUUGCUAAUUCAGAAGGCGGGGAGCCUCGGCCCAGCCCGGCCCGGCCCGGCCAUGCCUCCGCCCCCCAAGCGGGCCCGGGAGACGGCCGAGCUGGAGCAGCAGCGGCGCCAGGAGCAGAAGCGGUGCCGGCGGGACGCGCAGCAGAGGCAGCAGCUGCAGCACCUCGAGUCCUUGCACAUGAAGAUCCCAUGUACGACAUUAUAAGGGAGAAUAAGCGUCAUGAAAAAGAUGUGAGGAUACAACAGUUAAAGAAGCUACUAGAGGAUUCUACCUCCGAUGAAGAUGGCAGUACUUCUAGCUCCUCAGAAUGUAAGGAGAAGCACAAGAGAAAGAAGAAGAAGGAGAAACAUAAGAAGAGGAAAAAGGAGAAGAAAAAGAAAAAGAAAAAAAAGCACAAAUCUAAGUCAAAUGAAAGUUCAAAUUCUGACUAAAAAGUAGUUUUCUUUUAAUCCACCUUGUUACUGCAGAAUCAUAGCUGAAUGUCAUAGUUACUAAAGGAGAAGUAACCACAAAAGGGCCUCAGUUGACAGAAAAAGGAACCAAGAAAUGUGUGUCAUUAGCAUCACUUCUGUGGCAUUUUGCUCUUGCUGCCAACAGUGAUGAAUUCCACAUGAUGUUGAGUUGCUUAUAUGCCACACUACAGGAUUCUUGUUGUCAUCUUCCCUCAUUACUGUAGUUUGUGAUAAAAUUUUUUAAGAAAAUCAAGCAUAAGAUAUGAAGACAUUCUAGGCAUUUCCAAAAGAGAUACCCCCAUGAAAGCAGAG
Messenger RNA from Trichosurus vulpecula (common brushtail), 876 nucleotides. RefSeq names its product protein PXR1-like. The record is from RefSeq and is a predicted model, not a curated record. Gene Ontology annotation, biological process: RNA splicing. The transcript has 3 exons. Lineage: Eukaryota; Metazoa; Chordata; Mammalia; Diprotodontia; Phalangeridae. The coding region runs from base 1 to 543 and encodes 180 amino acids.